UUCAGAAAUCCGGAACAAGUAGUUCUGGACUGACAAUUACAGAUGCACCGACUACUUCGUCUCAAGAAGCCCCACAAAAUACCAAAGAGCAUAAAUUACACCAACUUUCUUCUGAAGCAAUAGAAAAAUUGAAAGAUCCACAAUUUUUGCUCUUGUUGUGA
Dentiscutata erythropus is the source of this 161-nucleotide messenger RNA. NCBI's taxonomy places the organism in Eukaryota, Fungi, Glomeromycota, Glomeromycetes, Diversisporales, Gigasporaceae. The record is from the annotation of a GenBank genome assembly.